AUGAUAGUAAGGAGUCAGUAGUGAGUGAGACGUGAUGAAGGGAGGGUGUUGACGCCUGGCUCCGCUCUCUCUAUACACUUUGUGUCCCACCAGCGUCAUGUGGGGUGGUGGUAGUGUUGUGGUAGUUGUGGUGGUUGUGGUAGGAGGGGCAGGAGCCGUGUGGUCGGGCGGCACCAUCACCAGCAGCGUGGUGUACGACGAGGCGGCCUCGCCUUACCUGGUCACGGAGGACAUCACCAUCAUGCCAGGAGCCAGACUCACCAUCCGGCCUGGCGUCACUGUCCAGUUCGACCCCGGCGUCGGCCUCACUGUCAGGGGCGUCCUCGAGGCCCAGGGAACGCCCACCAAGCGUGUGCUGUUGACGAGCAGCCAGCCGCCCACGGCCGCCCACGCCUCACCCGCCCUCAGGCUGGUGGACGGCCCCACGCCCCUGCAGGGCAGACUCCAGAUAUUCUACAAAGACAAGUGGCGCUCAAUAUGCACCAACUCGCGCAAUUGGACAGCGGAGGACAUGAGCGUGGCGUGCCGGGAGCUGGGGUACACGGGCGGCAAGUACUGGGAGUGGCAGGACCGGGCCAACAACGACACCACCUCCCUCCUCUACGAGGCGCCCCACUGUACCGGCCACGAGGACACCAUCACCAAGUGUGCCUGGCACACACACGCCAUGGGCGGCGGCGUCUGUGACAUGCACCCAGACCUGGGCGUGGACUGCGACGGGUACCACGCCCUCUGGCGAGGCACCAACCACUGGCGAGGCAUCACUUUCCAAGACGCUGAGUACGAGGGUCAACUCUUCCAGGAAAACACGCUCUACCAGAAGGUGUCGAAGUCAGUAUUGAGUUACGUGGACGUGGAGUUCGCUGGCAUGGGACCCCGGCGGGAGGUCGUGUCCGCCCUGAUGACCCGCCAAGUGCCGCCCAGGAUCACUAACCUUACCGUCACCUCCAGCGCCUCCAGUGGCCUCAACUUCACCUUACCUGGCACCUUCGUCCAUCUCUCAGCUUCUACUAUCACCGGAAACAGCGGUUACGGGGUGUACGUCAAUACGUCAACUGGGUCCGUCCUGAUAGACAAGUCAACAGUAGUGAAGAACAACGAUGCUGAUGGCGUCAAGUACAACUUCCACCACCGGGAACCCGAUCGUUCGGCGUCGGACGCCUUCCAAGACUUCUGUGCCGGAGCCUCCAACCCGAGCCAGGCUUACCCUGUUGUCACUGUGGCCACCCAGGACAGAUAUUCCUUCAAUGACCUUUCCUGUGUUAGGUCGUUCUACACGAGGAAAACCAACUUCGUAUUCACCGUUCACUUCUCCUACAUGCAGGCAGAGAGCGACGGUGCUGCUACUGUGGAAGUCAGGGAUCGUGACCAGUGGGGUGACAUUCUGACCAGGUUUGAGCUGAGGAACCACACCUUCCCGCCCUCCGUGGUGUCACGUGGGAACAGCAUCUGGAUCAAGUUUACGGCAAAGUCCCAAAAACUCUCCUUCAUAUUCAUGGAGGUGGUGGCUAGUAAAUAUAAAAUGUUUGAUCUGAGGCUUGAGAAUUCAUGGGUAGGCAACAACAGUGGCAAUGGCGUUGCAAUUGAAAACAUGCGAAGUCUCGUGCAUAUUCACCAAUCAAACUUGACACACAACUUUUUUGGCUCGGGUCUUAACGUGAAAAUGGGUGCUGGAGACGUGAAUGUGACUCAUUCAACUAUCAGUAAGAAUGUUGGAGACGGUGUAAACAUUACUUAUGAAGGAGGUCUCCAGAACGUUACCUGGAGCAGUGUUACAGACAACACACUCCGAGGAGUUGCUGUUUGGUUUAAUGAAACUGGACUAGACACUAAAAUAAAGCAAGAGACUGGUGUGGCUUAUUCCUAUUUUAGGGGGAAUUUAGAUGUUGGUCUGCGAAUAGGAAAUUUUUGCCGCAAUAGUUUUGUGAACAUCAGCACCAACACAUUUACAGAUGGCCGGAGAGCAGCUGUAGAGAUUGAGUCGUGCUGGCAUAGAAAUGGUGGGAAGCGAGUUGUUCAAAUUGGUCAAAAUUUGUUCCAGAGAAAUCAUCGGCUAGCAGUGAAGAUAUCUCCAGCUGUUAACAUGAACCUGACUAUUGAAUACAAUGAGUUCCGACAAAACUACAAAGGUACGAUCAUGAUAUACAACGAGGACAAAGUAGAGCUGCCAAGUUUACCAUUUGUAGGGAAUAUUAUAAGAAAUCACUUCAGAGACAACAUCGGUUGGUUUGUCCUUCGUCUUGCACUAUCACUACGUGGACUUGAUCAAAACCUUCUUGUAGAAAAAAAUACAAUAAAAAACAAUUUUGUCCAAGAGCUGUACAGCAACAUUCAAUCGAGAAGUGGUGCGGCGGGAGUUGUGUGUGUGGGCUCUUCUAAUAUCGUACUUUACAGGAAUUUAAUUGAAAACCCUGGUUCCACUUAUGAAAUUAGUUCACAUAUGACUGACCAGAGCACACCAAUCAAUGCUUCUUACAACUGGCUCGGUAGCAAGUUUGAAAAGGAUAUAUUUGAGCGUAUUUUGGAUCGUCGUGAUCUAUACAACCUCGCGUUAGUGUUGUUUCACCCUUUCCUCUUGAGUAACAACAAUGUCGAGACCCCCGUCACAGAAGCUGGACAAGUCAGUGAACCAAAUUUUUUUGAUCCAAUUAACAGUCAUAUCAUUGGCGGGGAAGUGAAUGGUGAAAUAACACUGCAUGAUGGUAUUUACAGUGUUACACGGGAUAUAUAUGUCCACGAAACUGGUAUCUUGACAAUUGCUUUUGGCACCACGCUGGAGUUUGCUGAGGGUACAGGCAUGAUGGUGGCCGGACUCCUACGCACUGAAGGCUCUGGGAAACGUGAUGUGCGCUUCACCCUUCAAGGUACUUCGGAAAGAGAAGCAAUGUCAAGAGCGGCACUCCAAGCAGAACAAAGUGUUGUUAUGCUCAAUGCAACAGAAAACGGUAAUGCAACAGCUGGCACGCAUCAGAAUGUAACCGAAGGUCCAGACAUCUACAUCAAGCUUCUGGGUGGCAGGAAUGAUCUUGAAGGAAGGCUCAUGCGCUGCAGAUAGACUUCCACCACCAUGUGAUACAAGAUAUUGAAGUCCGGGACAACUCCCAUGAUGGUGUAGGUGUCAUAUACAGUAACCAGUAUGCUAUUGCCAACCCCGACGCUCGUGUCUUCAAGGGCUGCUCCUUUACUGGUAAUAAAAGACACGGCCUAAGUCUGAAGCAGAUGGGAGUCAACAUAUCUCAGUCUGAUCUACAUGGAAAUGAUGGUUCUGGGCUACAUUUCAACCCAUUUUUAUCUCGUGCUGACCAAAGGGAACUGACAGGCUGGCUAAAAUUACUGGAAGAUAAAUACAUAAAAAUUCCAGAACAAGAAAAACAUGGAACCUUACAAAAGAACUGCAAGGCCCAUGUCUGCACUAGAACAGCACUGUCACUCAGAAAUUUGAAUCAAGUCAUUUUUCAGACAUCACACUCCAACGUGAUCGGGAUCCAGGUUCUGAACCCCAUCGUACCCGAGAGCACUGAGGAAAUAGUGAUAUAUGAUUACCAGAAAAUUAUACAGAGUCAGGAUAUUUCUCGCUGGGAUCUGCGAAGAGAUCAGGUGGCCUUCCCAACAACUUCAAACAGCUAUGCCAUGACUAUUGAGUAUAGCUCUGGGUCCUAUGCUCUGGGAAAUGUUAUUUUUGUCCUCACUGCUGUUGAUAGAAGAGACAUUGCCCAGGCAGGAGACCUACGAAACUUUCGUGCCAAAUGGCCUACCGUGUACAUUGACAAAACUCAGAUUCGGGAAAAUGAUAUUGGCAUCUCGACUCUUCAUUAUAACAGAUACCUAACAAAUGACGGAGACCAUCUUUUGCGAUGCGCCAACGAGAGCAUGAUGGUGGUUAACUCUGAGAUCACCAAGAACCAGAAUCAGGCGGUGUUUACACUCUCGCCUUACAGAGUCAGAAUGGAUAAUGAUGACAUCGGAGAGAUAACGUUCAUGUUUAAUGGCACCACUAUCUCGGGCAAUGGCAGAGGCAUCGAUCAGUACAGCUGGGAUGUUCGUGAGUCCAACAACCUCUUCCAUUGGGUGCUGGAGGAUACAAUAAUGGAAAAUAAUGGAGGUGGCGGCGUUGUGCUAAUGCUGCCGUAUGUUUGGCAAUACACGGAAAACUUCACUCAUUCUAUUUAUGUGAAUUCGUCAACCUUUAUGAAUAAUGCUCAGUUCCAGUUCAAGGUGGAUGGGCACUUUGCUCGUGUAAACAUUACAUAUUCAAAAUUUGAAAAAAACACUUGUCAGCAAGGUCUUUUGCUACUGAAGGGCAUGGAAAAAGAAAUGUUUAUAUAUGAAAACCUGUUUGUCUCAAACGUCGGCUCAAAUGUUGUGGAGUUUGAUACCGACAGUCAAAGUGGCAUCCUUGGAGUUGUAAAAGCUUAUUUUGAAUACAACAGAGUUCAAGGAAACAGUCAUGCAGUUCAGCUCAGGAGCAGUGCGUCUCGAGCCUCCCAGCCGGCCAGCUACACUAUAGCCGUCCGGGGACUUCAGAAAAUCAAUAUAACUCACAACCAAUUUGGAUCCAAUGAAAUGGACUAUGAAUUAUUAGCAGGGCUAUUUACCAGCAGGAUUGAUAAUUAUCUCAAUGUUGAAGCUAAUUGGUGGGGUUCUCGUGACCCUAAGGUGAUUGAAGAACGCAUCUUUGACUUCGAUGACUGGAACAAUUUUGCCCUUGCUGACUAUCUUCCAUACCUCACAGAAGACAGUCUUUCUGCACCUGUGUCAUCAUUGGCUUCUUCUAUGAAAGAAAAAACAAUGGAUACGAGUUCCCUCGGUGGCCGACUUCUACACGAUUUACGAUUACCCAAACGCGCCGAGCCGUACGUAAUCAAAUCAGACUUGACUGUUAUGCCAGGAGUGACAUUGGUAAUAGAAGCAGGUGCUAUACUGGAAUUCUUCCCAAGUGUUGGCAUGCUCAUCUUGGGUCGUCUUGAAGCCGUGGGUCGUAGAAACAACCGCAUCAUUAUGCGACCGAUUGAUACCUCUUCUGCAACACACUAUAGAGUUGGACGACAAAUCAAAUCAUCCUUAGACUCCGUUAGGUUAUGUGUGGAAGGAAAUUGUGAUGGAAGGAGAGACGGCUUCUUGGACAUCUUUAAUGGUACAACAAAGCAGUGGGUGCCUAUCUGUGACGAUAGGUUCAGUGAGCGUAACGCCCAGGUAGUGUGCCAACAGUUAGGCUACAACACCAUCAACACCUUCUAUGGCCGUAGUAAAAGAACCGAGAUGUUCCCAAAUGCUCUCACCCGUAUUCGAUCGUGGCCAGACCCUAUUCAGUGUGAUGGCACGGAGGCAGGUCUUGACGAGUGUGCUCUUCGGAUGAAUGGCCAGAUCUUCAACCACACCUAUGACUGUGCCUGGAAUGGUGACUUUGUUUAUAUCUCUUGUGGAGAUCUCAAUUUAGAGAAUGAGAACCAAGAAUACUGGGGUGGUAUAAGGUUUUCAAUCCCUAAUUUUGAGCACAUGGAUGUGUACAAGAGGAUUCACAGCGCAAACAAUCUGGAACAUGCACACACGCACCCUCAGGUGCAUGGUUCCUCACACUCUACUGUAUUUAUGUCUGUGAUGGAAUGGGUCGAGGUUGUUGGAGCAGGCAUACUUCACAAUGACAAGUCUCCAUCAAUCCUUUCUUUCCACGAAACACCAAAACUAAGAGGAGUUACCAUAAGGAAUUCUGCUUAUGAUGGUCUGUCAAUUGUCUCGGCCUCGGAUGGAUUUGAUAUGCUGUACAACAAAUUUGAAAAUAACCUUGGUGUUGGAGUGACACUUAUGGGUCUGACUGGGGAGACGCGCGAGUCUGAGGAGUCAUCAUUCUUCCCCCUCAGUCACUUGCGUCUUCCAUACCACAUGUUCGGGAUGGUAGAUGUCUGUGACUCAACCAAGGAACUCAGGAUUGAGGAAAGAAUUAUUGUCUAUUUCAAAUAUGACAAUCGGCCUGUGGACUGUGUCAAGAUAUUUUCUUCGGUGUUUAAUGUUAAAAAUUUUGGAUUCAGGCUUCUUCAGUUCAACCUCUACAACUCCACUCUGGACUCUGUUGUAAGAGACAGAAUUAUCUUGUAUGAUGGUGACAUAUACAACUAUACAACCGUGGAGUUUGCCGAGAUUCAUGUGAACAGCGGCAACCAUAUGCGGUUUUUUAAAACUGAAGGAACAAGUUUAUCGCUGGAGCUGCACGCUACCGGAGCUUCUGGCGACCUUGGCUUUGUUGCUGAAAUUGUCACACUUCCCAUAUCAGAUCUUGGCAUCAAUCGCAAUAUUCUACACAACUUUACCUACAACGAAUAUUAUGACAACGUUGAGGGUGCGUUCUUCACUGCCACCGCAGGCGAGGUGAAUCCCUGGAUGUGCUUGUCGUACAGCCGCAUAGAAAACAACGGAAGGCAACUCUAUGGGAAUUUCACCACCACUAGAGCAGCAGUGUAUCUAGAUCUGCAGAAUAUGCAGGAUAUUUAUUUCAAGAAUAAUUUAGUGCGCAACAAUACUGGAGGUGUUUACAUCAUGGCUGGAUCUAUGGGUGCUGCUACCAAACUACAAGCCAAUGUCACCAACAACCUGUUCGAAGAAACACUUCACUGGCCGUCCUUAUAUAUAGCCACCAGGGAAAACUCAGCGUAUCAACAUGCGCUCAUUGCUUACAAUGACUUCAGUUGGUCGUAUUCACCGUACCAUGAUGUCAUCACUUUAGCUCAGGUGGUAUCCGAGUUCACUCAUAAUUACGUACAUAGUAAUAUUGGCCGACACAUUUUGGAUAUUUACGGGUUUCAAAAAGUUCGUCUUCCUGUAUACCAAACUACAUCUCACAACAGUCUUGCCAAGAACCUGGCGGUAGACCCGACCUACCAGGGCACCAUCAUAGCGGGCAGCGCCGGCCAGCAGUUUGUGGAAAAUGUUUUCUACAAUUGGGACAACGCUUAUGAACUUGUUGCUGUUAAUGAGUCUAUACGCUGCAACAUUUCCACGGAAUGCUCGCAAGUGGAUAUCUACGAUGACUUGGUCGAUGAGAGAUCAGAUGUGUGGAAAACUCCGAUUGAUGCCCAGAACAACUGGUGGGGCUUUAAUACCUCAGUUGCUGUGUCUGGCCGGAUCCACGAUAAAACGGACGACGACACUCUCCUUCGUGUUGACUACAGUCAGUGGAAGCUAAAUAACUACUCAUUGCUACAAGGAUGUGAGCCUGGCUACACGAGAAUUGGCGAUGCUUGUUAUCUUUACGUUGGUGCUCCAGUCACACACGAAGAAGCUAAGGCAUUCUGCAAGAAGGACAAUGCUUCUCUGCCCUUCCUACAGAAGUGGUACUGGGAAGUACAGUACUGGCUGUUUGACCAGCAACCUGAGUACUUAUGGGAGUAUGACAUGGUGUGGGUGCAGCACUUAGAUGUCAUCAGUGGAUGUGCAGCCUUUGUCUACAGACAAGUUCGUUCCGUUGACUGUAACCUCAAUCUUCCCUUCAUCUGUGAAUCAGACCCCGACAAAACAAUUGACAAAUUCGCCUGGACCUCUGACCCAUUGGCUGUGGCGGCCAUAACUGUUACUUUUGGCUGCUUGAUCCUCGUAGCUGCAUGUGUCUCGUGCUGGGUUUGUAAAUCACGAGAACGGCGCAAGGAACGCAUAAUGCGAAGAAACUCCAUUCGUGCAUCCAUUCGUUCUAACAGAUCUGCCAUGUCAACUGCCAGUGGUAGCUUCAGUGAUAUUGGUCACACAAGAAUCAUUGAGGACCCACAGAGAGCAAUACCGAUGAAGGGUGGAGGCUCGAUGGGAGGAGCAGCACGGAUGAACGGUCUCCAUGGGUCGUUCGACUCUAUAUCCAAAUCUAACUUCAACUCGUCCUUGGAUGAUGACCCAAGCUUUGUUGUUUACGAGGAAACGACUCAGUCGCCCCCUGGGUACACGUCGGAACUUGACAACAGAUUCUCUGCUGACCCUAAUCUGGAAAAUGCCAAUGUGAACGAACUAGUACACCCUAGCUUUAAUAUGACCUUUCACAAUCACGGAUAUAGGGACAACUCCACCUUUGCCUCCCGAGAAAAUAAUACCUUCAACGCUGAAGCUCCCUCACAGCAGUGGAAUGGUUCACACAAUAACAUCCCACCCUCCAGUUAUGGCCAACCUACUUUCUCUACUUAUGGCCAUACCCCACGCCAGCCUCCAAGAGGUCAACAGUACUUGCCACUGCCACGCCCACCUGGGGCACGACCCCUACCACAGCUUCCAUGGCAGGGCUCUCAUCUUCCAAGCAACUUGGACAGAUUCAACAAUCCCUACAUGCACAGCUUUGGCCGACCCCAGUCCUUACACGGUACGACCUCAAGUUACAAAAACGAGUCUCUCCGUGGGUCCAAUCCACAGUUAGCGGCAAGCAGUGUUGCCACCGACUCAACUCUAGAGAUGAAGAAGGAGUUAGACUUGGCAAGGGACACUCAAGACCCGCACCUUACUGCAACUUUGCCCAGGGAUCAAGCGCCACCUUUUCAUUACGUUUCUGCAGAUGUUCUGUCAGGCAGACAGUCGAACACUCCUUCAGAAGAUUCUCAAGAUUACUUUUCUCAAGGUCGAUCACAGAGCCAACCCUUGGAGACAGCCAUGUAAGAAUUGUUGAUAUUUGUCUUUAUUGGUAAUUAAUGCAGCACAAGCAACAGAGGCUGACUAUUCUACAGUAACAAAUGGAGCAGAACAAUGAGGGGUUUAAAUAAUACUGUAGUGCCACGUAAGAAUACAUAUGCUUAGUGUGAAGCAAACUAUCCAGUGUGAGCAUUGUUGCAUCCCUUGUAGGAAGUGAUACCUGGUUGAUAAAAGUGGAGGACCUGCAGUGACUGUUACUUGUAGCUUAGCAUUACUUGAUGUACUGAGAGAUCUGUGCAACUGCACGAGACCCAAAGCCAUUUGAGAAUGUGUUACUGUGUGUGCUAGAGAUGACUUGAGGCAAUUCUCAAGCAGUAACUAAAUGGUUUAUAUGAGUCAACUAACUUACCAGGUCAAAACACUUAUAAAGUACUGUAUAUGGCAAUGGCUUUCACAGUAUCACACACACUAGAUAAAUGUUAACAAAUAUUAUGAAAUAGCAUUUGCAAAAAAAUUUUCUUUUAUCAGUGCAGUAACUCGGUUUUUCUUUUUUAAAUUAACUACUGAAGUUCUUUUGAAUUAAAAGUAAACCUGCAGAUGAUCUUUGAGUAUUUAGAAAAUAUAUAAUUAUGACAAAUUUAUUUUAGGUAAGAAUUAUACAGCAUACAAAAUAAUUUGGUAAUAUAUAAAGUAGAGUGAAUAAGCAACAUAAGAAACUGGUGUUAACGCAUUUUCACGAAUAUAAGCUUCCAAAUGCUAGCAGCAGGCUCGGUUAUGGCACUAUUUCAGUUACCUCAUUUUUAACCUGCAUCCUCAAGUUAUUUAUACAUGCUGCAUCAAAACUAUAUUUACAUUCAAAAUGAAUAGUACACAGGGAAUGUGUGAAGAGGUAGAGUAACUGUAGGACCAACAUACUAACAUGAUGUUAAUCCUUUGGCUGCUCAACAAAAUUCUAACAACCCUCCAUCAAGGACAAUUACAAAAGUACUGUAAUUGAAAUUGCAGAUGGAUGAAUCAAAGUUAGCCCUCACAUCAAUAACACAUUUUCUUUUAUCACAGUGAUAGAAAAUGUUCGUAGAGAAUCAAAACUAAAAUUUUUAUACCAUGUCUGUAUGAAAAUUUGUUUAUGAAAAAUAUGUUUGUUCCUAGGACUCAACAAUGUCACAUGGCUCAAUUUUUUUGUAUAUAGUAAUAAAAGGAUUUGGGCAUGAAUCUUCACUUUGGGCAUGAAUAAUUACAGUUUCUGAAGUUAUGCAGACAUUUUUUUCAUUAUUCAAAAUAAAGUAAAAUAUUGAAUAAAUACAGUUUGUUCAUGUCGAAACAAGAAAUACUUUUUGUGGAGGUGAUUGAGAGAGAGGUGGUAAUGGUGGUGGCCAUCUGGGGGGAGACGAUGGUGAGGAGUGGAGGGGCCUUGUAGGGGACGGUGGGAAAGCUCACAUAUCAAACUGUCAAGAGCGCCAUGUUUACUUUCGCAAGUAAAAACAAUAUAGGUUAUGUUCGUGCAAAUAUAGUAUAGUGUAUCUGUAAAACCCCUAAACUUCCAAUAUAUAGCAGACUUACCAUUGUUUAUGCACCAAUGUGGCGAUUAGUUUAAACUAAUAUUGAUUCUCUGUAUAGCAAGGCUGUGUUAAAAGCUGUGUUCACUGUGUUAAAAACUCAACUUAGUUUGAUUUAAAGCUAUAUGCAAUGUACUUAUUAAAAGCUUCCAUGAAGCCUUCGGUAUCAAUGUAUAGUCCAUGUGCUAGUGAUGUAUGAUCUAUUGCUGGCACUAUUGAAAGCACCAUACACAGCAUGGAGCAACAGGUGGUUUGUGCACAUAGCAGUGAUGUAGAGAGCAAAGUGCGGUGCUCACUUGUCUGACUGUUGUAAUGGAGGUACCAUACACGAAAAUGCUGUUGAACAGUAAUGCACUCCAUUAAGACUAUUUUACUAAAGCUGUAGAUAUCAUGUAUAGAUAUAAUUCUGGUGAUUGUUGUCAGGGUGUUUUGUUGUUACAGUAAGAUGCACCUUAGGUGUUUGAUAAGACAGAUGAUGUUAAAUCUUCCAAGCUGUAGGUUUAAGAUUGGUAUUCAUAUCAAUAACUAACUAAGUAUUGUUUCUUACUAGGUAAAAUACUCGUUAUUAUACCUAAACAAAUUAUUAAUUUUAGUGAAGAGAUAACUAAUAUUUUCAUAUGUAGAAACAGAGGUUGUAACUUUGGGGAGCUGUUUCAUAUUAAAUACUGUAUCUCGGUAAAACGAGAACAUAUAACUACACCGUAGUCUUAAAACUACAUAACUGUAUGUAUUAGAAAUAAGCUACAUUUUAAAUUGUUAGAAUAAAACAUGUCAUUGAUUACAGUUGUGAUCAAAGACAUUAUGUAAAUAAAACUGACGUUGAACUCAGUGAUGAUUUGUCAAAAGGUCAAGAUUUUCUCAGACAAAAUGCCCUUCAUAAAUUGAACUCAUUUUGAUAGUGAUGCAUAACAUUGCUGCAUAUUAGAUUAUUAGUGAUCAUUCUGGUUACAGCUCGUGUUCAAAGCACCUCUCUUUAGUAGACUAUAUUUGAUUUCAAGGAAAUUCCAGUUACAGACGUGAUAUGUGCAAAUGUUUUUAAUAAUGUAACUAGUCACUGUAUAUAAAUGGCAUUUUUAGCUUAUGAUAAGAAGAGUAAAUAGUAUGCAUUUUUAUAUUGCUCAUUAUAUAUGUUUAGAUAAUUAUUAUUGUACAAAUAUACCUAAAUGUUUAAUACAAACUUCUCAUAACUGUCAGGUUGGUGAUGACUUGAGAUAAUAUUUAUACACAAAUGUUUGUGUAGUUGUGUUUAAUUAAUGAAACUCUCAUUAGAUUUUAUCCAGAUUAAUUGUACCUAUUAUUUCAGUGCAAAUGAGCUUUAAUAACUCUCUUCAUUUUGCCCCUGUUCUGGGCACACCCUAACCCAUGCCCCUGUUCUGGGCACACCCUAACCCAUGCCCCUGUUCUGGGCACACCCUAACCCAUGCCCCCUGUUCUGGGCACACCCUAACCCAUACCCCUCUUCUGGGCACACCCUAACCCAUACCCCUCUUCUGGGCACACCCUAACCCACACCACUCUUCUGGGCACACCCUAACCCAUGCCCUUGUUCUGGGCACACCCUAACCCAUGCCCUUGUUCUGGGCACACCCUAACCCAUGCCCUUGUUCUGGGCACACCCUAACCCAUGCCCUUGUUCUGGGCACACCCUAACCCAUGCCCUUGUUCUGGGCACACCCUAACCCAUGCCCUUGUUCUGGGCACACCCUAACCCAUGCCCUUGUUCUGGGCACACCCUAACCCAUGCCCUUGUUCUGGGCACACCCUAACCCAUGCCCUUGUUCUGGGCACACCCUAACCCAUGCCCUUGUUCUGGGCACACCCUAACCCAUGCCCUUGUUCUGGGCACACCCUAACCCAUGCCCUUGUUCUGGGCACACCCUAUCCCAUGCCCUUGUUCUGGGCACACCCUAACCCAUGCCCUUGUUCUGGGCACACCCUAUCCCAUGCCCUUGUUCUGGGCACACCCUAACCCAUGCCCUUGUUCUGGGCACACCCUAACCCAUGCACCAGUUUUGGACAUUUUGCCCACAGCAAAGUCUGAACAUCCUGGAUACCGUGUCUAUGCCCCGGCCCUUAACAUAGCCUGUUGACACACUAAGAGUAGGCUAGCUAUGCUGUAGAAGUUAUGUUGACACACUAAGAGUAGGCUAGCUAUGCUGUAGUAGUUAUGUUUUGUUAUAAAACGGUGCCAAGUCUGGAAGGUGCUAUAUAGCCUUCUGGGCUCGGCACUUUCUUUUUGUAAUUACUUGGUUCCAAUGAGCUUACUUAAUUUCAAUGUCUUAUCUACCAAAAGACACCUUGUCUUGGGCCACACCACAUGGCUGGGUACACCUUGUUUUGGACUACACCAUAUGGCUGGGUACACCUUGUCUUGGGCCACACCACAUGGCUGGGUACACCUUGUCUUGUACCACACCACAUGGCUGGGUACACCUUGUCUUGUACCACACCACAUGGCUGGGUACACCUUGUCUUGUACCACACCACAUGGCUGGGUACACCUUGUCUUGGGCCACACCACAUGGCUGGGUACACCUUGUCUUGGACCACACCACAUGGCUGGGUACAUCUUGUCUUGGACCACAUCACAUGGCUGGGUACACCUUGUCUUGGACCACACCACAUGGCUGGGUACACCUUGUUUUGGACCACACCACAUGGCUGGGUACACCUUGUCUUGGACCACACUACAUGGCUGGGUACACCUUGUCUUGGACCACACCACAUGGCUGGGUACACCUUGUCUUGGACCACACCACAUGGCUGGGUACACCUUGUCUUGGACCACACCACAUGGCUGGGUACACCUUGUCUUGGACCACACCACAUGGCUGGGUACACCUUGUCUUGGACCACACCACAUGGCUGGGUACACCUUGUCUUGGGCCACACCACAUGGCUGGGUACACCUUGUCUUGGACCACACCACAUGGCUGGGUACACCUUGUCUUGUACCACACCACAUGGCUGGGUACACCUUGUCUUGGGCCACACCACAUGGCUGGGUACACCUUGUCUUGGGCCACACCACAUGGCUGGGUACACCUUGUCUUGUACCACACCACAUGGCUGGGUACACCUUGUCUUGGGCCACACCACAUGGCUGGGUACACCUUGUCUUGGGCCACACCACAUGGCUGGGUACACCUUGUCUUGGACCACACCACAUGGCUAGGUACACAAACUACUGUGAACAACAUAAACAAUCCUAAACAAAUUAAACGAGGAUAUUUAACUUGGAGACAACUGAAACGCCCAUUACGGAUGUUAAUUUUUUAACACGUAAAACAACAAAAAUACAGCACUGUAGUUGCAACACAUUCACAUUUGACCAAAUAUUUGAAAACGUUAGCAUCCACACACUGCACUCAUAGUCCACAAAGUCCCAAACAUGUACUCUAAAUGCAUUUUCUUAGUAUUAAGAAUAUUGUAUAAAAAUUUCCCGUAUAUUUUGUCAAAUACUUGUACACUGGUUAAUUGUAGGAAUCUGUGGUGAAAGAGUUGCAGUAUUUACUGUUUAGUAAUUCUGAGCACUUUCAAAUGCACAAUAUGGUUUUUUAAAUACAUAUUCUGUACACGACUUGUGCACAAUUUGUUCACAACACUGUGCAUCCAAUAUGAUCGGUUAUCCCACAGUUUUGGCAAUAUGUUCAUGUAAUGUUUCUCUAACUUAGCAUUUUAAUGCAUCAUGUGAAAUUCAGAUGUGUAAGAUUAUUAGAACUCUGAUGUUGCUGGUAAAGAUCAAUAUUCAUUAAAUGGUUAGGUAAUCUCAAAGCUCCACUAAGGAAGUUAAUGAAAGUGGUGCUAUUUCUGACCUAAGAAUAGUGAUAAGGCCUGAGCUUGGAGAGAUGGAGCAAGUCCUAAUGAUAAGAAGUAGGUGUAUCUGCAGCGGACUACUUCACCUAUUCUGGCAGAUGUCCAUCUAGAUCUACUAGAGAAAAUCAUUAGAGAAAUGAGUUCUCCCUAAAUCAUUAGGACUUAUUUGAUCUCAACAUAACUAAUCCCUGUCACAGUCCUUAAUGGUCAAUAGGAUGACCAAAGAAAGCACAUUUAGAGAAAUGAUGAGUAAAUUUGACACCACUCGGACACACAUGACACACAACGAACCUCUGCCUCUGAAAAUUGAUUGACUGGACUUGAGCUGUUGAAAAUAAUAGUUUAAGCAGCAGACAGUAAUCCUUCAUAGGCAACUACAGUACUUGGGUUUUGGAGUCAACAUAUCUUUGUAUAGCUUGAAGAAUGUUAAUUUUAAAGAGGUUUGCAGCCCCCAAGGAACCAAAAAAAUUGUCCCAUAAGUACUUAACAAAUAUAGUUUGCUUAUGGUAGACUCGGGAACCUAACGCACAAUUAGCAGAUGCCUAAUGCAUAUGAAUAAUACAACUUUAAAUAAAUAGUAUAUAUUUUUGUUGCUACUACAUGCUCUACAGAUGGAGUAUUACAACUAGGUUACAUUGCAGUUCCACAGGUGAAUACCCUAUUUUAGGCUUCUUUUUUUGAUAAACUGAUAAUAUGAAGAAAUUUAUAUAUACUGAACUUUACUCCCAAUUUUAAUGUUAACCGAGAGUUGCACAUUAUUAAGGUGUACUAAAUAACAUGUUUAAUAUUAAGGGAAGGGCCAUAAGAAGAUAUUAAUCAUUCCAAAUAAUUUUUUAAAUAUACUCAGUAUUGUGUAUAAACUCAAUGGAUUCAUAAAUUAUUAAAUUUAGCACAAUUUAAAAGUAAUGAGGUUUUCGUUUAGUGAUGUUUGAAUGCUCAUGAACACAUUCGUGAGAUUAUAUACAUCUUCAGUUGGCCUGAACCUCUGUCAUACACGAGGGAGUUUCCUCAUUUGUAUCUUAUAUGAAAUAAUGUUGGUCAAUACAUGUGAAAUGUCUAGGUAAACCACCCAAAAUAUCACAGCACACACGUAGUAAACCAGUGGCACCGCAGCACUGUUGCCGAGUCUGAGUAACUCGUGUCACCACUGGCAUCCUUGUGCCUUCUCAACAGCACCUGUGCCUUGUCCGUACCAAAACUCAUGUUCAGGUGGACCUUACUUUUACUACAGUUGCAGCAACAUCUGCUAAAUAUUAGAUUUAAGUUCCUUUUCCUUCAUGUGACAAGAGAAAUAUUAAGGAACCAAUGGUGUAAUAUAUAUACCAGUAUGUAUUUAUUUUCUUAUGCCGUUGUUUGUGAAGACAGAGUUUGUGGUAUUUAAUAAACUGUGUGAUAAUCAAGAUGUUUUAACUAUAAUAUUUAUGGAAAUAGUCUUCUUGUAGAGCUCAAAUUUUGAAAUAUGAGAACUGUCAUUUACAAUUUCAAGUAUUUUAAAUACAGUAACAAAAUCAGUUUCCAUUAUCAUGUGUUAAAUAUACUCAAUUUCUAAAGAAUGUACUUUAACAGUUCCUAUAUUACUUCCAAAUAUUGCUGUCAGAAAAUAUUACUAAGAACUUAUAUGGUGUUUCCCAAUGUUAGUGAUAGGAUGCUGGAUAGGCUUAUUGAAGUCUCCCUAUGCCAACAUGUGACCGUCCUCAGGAUGCAACCCCACAAUAGUGUCCCAACUCCUUGUAUCUAUUUAUCCACAGGUGAACAGGUGCAUCAGGUGUAAGCAAAUGUGCCUAACCGUCUCCGUCCUACAUAAUAAUAGAACCAGGACCCUUCACUUGUGAAUGACUUCACAACUGACAACAGGUUCUGAUAACGAGUUAAAAUGCAAAUUCAAAGCCCAAAUAAAAUAAAGAGCUCUCCAGAAAUAUUUUAGUUAUUUAUAUAUACAGUAUUUUUAUUUUACAAUAAAUUUUUCAGAUAUGUGAUCGUAAGUGACAGAGCAAGUACAGCUUGGACUCUGGAGUCUAAUAAAGCUGUGACUCUGUGCAUCUUACAAUGUGAUUCACAAACUAUUUUUUAAGAUUCAUUAUUGUGCAUAAUGAAACCUAUUUUAUGAAUGAUACGUAUAGGAACAUAUGUAAAUGAAAGUAAUUAUUGUGUACAUGAAUCAAGUUUGUCACACUAGAUUAGUUUUUAUACUUGUAAAUUUGUAAAAUAAAUCUAUGUAAAAA
Messenger RNA from Procambarus clarkii (red swamp crayfish), 16186 nucleotides. Lineage: Eukaryota; Metazoa; Arthropoda; Malacostraca; Decapoda; Cambaridae. The record is from RefSeq and is a predicted model, not a curated record.